Molecule: messenger RNA, 243 nt
Organism: Aspergillus wentii DTO 134E9
Lineage: Eukaryota; Fungi; Ascomycota; Eurotiomycetes; Eurotiales; Aspergillaceae
Product: copper metallochaperone ATX1
Exons: 2
Coding region: 1-243 (80 amino acids)
Biological process (GO): copper ion transport
Cellular component (GO): cytosol
Molecular function (GO): copper chaperone activity; metal ion binding
Source: RefSeq, a predicted model, not a curated record
AUGUCUGAACAGCACGAAUACAAAUUUAACGUGUCCAUGAGCUGUGGUGGCUGCUCGGGUGCCGUGGACCGAGUGUUGAAGAAGCUUGACGGCAUCAAAUCGUACGAUGUGAACCUCCAGUCACAGACUGCCGUCGUUGUCGCCGAACCGUCGCUUUCGUACGACACUGUUUUGGCAACGAUCAAGAAGACAGGCAAGACUGUCAACACCGGGGAGGCUGAUGGGCAGUCCAUGAGUGUUUGA